Penicillium verrucosum is the source of this 1404-nucleotide messenger RNA. RefSeq lists its product as uncharacterized. Lineage: Eukaryota; Fungi; Ascomycota; Eurotiomycetes; Eurotiales; Aspergillaceae. The coding region runs from base 1 to 1404 and encodes 467 amino acids. The record is from RefSeq and is a predicted model, not a curated record. The transcript has a single exon.
AUGAUCCAAGCUCCCGACUCCCAGAUUCUAGUGCACAUCACCGCACCAAGCACCGCCCAAGAUGAUGCCCGCUAUAGGGCCCAAGUCGCCGCCAUCCUGGACUUCGAGUGUGCCUCACGCCACCUACUGAUCGAAGAAAGCAACACCUCACCUCCCACCAGUGUAGACACCACGCACUUUCUCUCCGCGGGUGCCGCCGUGCAGUCCUCGGCGUCCCCGACGACUCAACACGAGGUUUCGCCAAUACUGCGGGAGGCGCCCCGGCCCGCAUACACGACCUUAUUAUCCUCGGAUCAUCGCUUGCUCCCUGAGAAAGAUAGCCCAGCUCCACGCAAGCACAUCAUCUCAAAUCAUUCCGACUCCCUAGAAUCCCUCAUCAGCGUCAUCCCAGACUCCCAGCCCGAGAUCGCCCAGGAACUAGUUCGCGCCGAGCAAUCUCGUGCAGAACUAUCGCCUCCAUCGCAGCUCGCUCCACCUCCCAAAAGACCUCGCACAGCCCCGGCCUCGCCGGAUCCGGCUCAACCGCUUUUAAUUGCAGAUGCUCUUGCAGCAGACCAGCCCUCUGUAUCUCACGGCGUCAUCCCCAUCGAGAAUAAACAGUCCAUCCCAACUGACAUCCCCACUGGUCUCCCUGAAAUCCCCAUCCAAAUAUCCAGCUCAGAUAAAGGAAAAGAUCCAGAUGUCCCCAUCCCUCAUACUACCAUUCCCUCACAUCACAUUCCCGCAAACACCCCAUCCCCAUCCCAAACCCAAACCCCGAAUCACAUCAAUCUAUCCACCCUCCCUCUCGAAAUCCACCCCCCAAGACCACCAAUCUCCACAGCCCCUUUCACCACCCACAUAACCCCAACCCUGUCAAUGCUCACAGAGCGUCUAAACCCAGCACGAACCUACAAGCCAACCACACAAACCCGUCCCCUCGACCCCCUAGAACGGGGCUAUUGGCUCGUGCACCUCGCUGUCGAGGAACCCCGAAGCCUAGAGCGGACUGCAGCCGAUCUUGCAGAUCAAAACCCAAACCCCGAAUCUGGAACCACUAAUGCCACUCAAAACCCAACUUCAAGACCAAGGUCAAGGUCAAAGUCAAAGUCAAAGCCAAAACCAAAACCAAAAGAGAUCAUGCGGACAUGGCCUUGGCCGCUCUUUCAUGCCUUCUGGUCUUUCCUCUCAGACUUCGUUGGUAGGGAUGGCCGUGCGGGAUGGGGCGUUUGGUGUAUUCUUGAGGCUGCGGAGGCCCCUUCAACGCUCUCGUCUGACACGCACGUCUCUCUUAAAGUCUAUGCGUGGGGUGAGGUUGCUAUGCAUGUUUACCUUCUGCUCUUCUUGGCGAGUGAGCGGCGGAUUCGUGGGAUGGGUGUUCAGUGGCGGGAUGCGGGGGAGGAGGUUGUUAUCCAGAUGCCGUAG